Zingiber officinale is the source of this 2859-nucleotide messenger RNA. Its product is annotated as LRR receptor-like serine/threonine-protein kinase GSO2. Bases 1 to 2859 code for a protein of 952 amino acids. Gene Ontology annotation, cellular component: plasma membrane. Gene Ontology annotation, molecular function: protein binding. NCBI's taxonomy places the organism in Eukaryota, Viridiplantae, Streptophyta, Magnoliopsida, Zingiberales, Zingiberaceae. Gene Ontology annotation, biological process: hormone-mediated signaling pathway. The record is from RefSeq and is a predicted model, not a curated record. The transcript is spliced from 3 exons.
AUGGCCGACCGCCGAUCCCCGUCCGCCUCCACCACCAUUGCCCGCUGGUCGUCGCUCGCCGUCGCCCGCCUGCCGUCGCCCAUCGUCGUUGAUUGGCGAAGACGGUGGCCUGCUGUGACGAUCGACGGUGGCGGCGGCAGCUGGUUGCCGAUGGCUGCCGCAAACUCCGGCAGAGUUAUCUUUGUCGCUUUACUACUGUCGAGCACUAGAGCAAACUGUGACGAUUCUCUACAUGCCAUCAAGGGGAGCAACUGCUUGGAGAGUGAAAGAAGAGCUUUAUUUGCCAUCAAGAGUGACAUGUAUGAUCCUGGCGAGUGGUUGUCUUCAUGGACUGGCUAUGAUUGCUGCAAGUGGAGAGGAGUUGCUUGCGACAAUGUUACUGGUUUUGUCACUAGUCUUGACCUUCACUAUCCCUAUGAAUAUAAUCCAUGGGUGGAGAUUAGUAGCAACCCCUAUGGAUAUUAUCUUUGGGCGGAGAUUGAUUUCUAUCCCUAUGAUUAUAAUCCAUGGGUAGUGGAGCGUAUUGGUGCGAGCAAGGUAAAUCCUUCUCUGUUUGAACUGAAGCAUUUGAGAUACUUGGAUUUGAGCUUUAAUAACUUCUCAUAUGCACAUGUGCCUCCCAUGAUUGCCUCACUUGUGCACUUGGAAUACCUUAACCUCUCCAAUGCCUUUUUUUAUGGAUUAAUUCCUCCUGUAUUAGGGAAUCUUUCCCACAUACAACACCUUGACCUUGGAAAUUAUUAUACAUAUCCAAGUACUCUAUUCUCAAACAACUUGAGUUGGCUCUCCAACUUAAAUUCUCUACAAUAUCUCGACAUGAGUUGUGUCAACCUCUCUAAAGCAACCAAUUGGCUCCACCAAAUUAAUUUGAUUCCUACUCUACAAGUGUUGCUUUUGGAGGGUGCAAGUCUCCCGCGUGUCUCACCUUCCUUACCCACAUUUAAUCUCACAUCCCUCACCAUGCUCGAUCUCAGUGGGUAUGAAUGGAACAUCAGCGCUUCCAUGUUGAGGUGGUUGUCUAAUGCCAGUAAUCUUGAACGCCUCGAUAUAUCUGGAUGCUGGAGGGUGUUUGAUGCCGAGGCACUUUCAGUUGCUUUGGGAUCUCUACAUAAUUUGAGGAAGCUAGUUUUGGUCGAAACUCAAAUAGCAGGGCAAUUUUCUACAAUUCUGAAGAAUGUUAGCAGAAUGUUGCAAUAUUUAGAUUUGCGAUGGAAUUUCUUAUUAUCUGGAGAAAUUUCAACAAUUUUGUCGAUCCUUCCGCGCCGACUCGAGUUCUUAGCUUUAGACAGUAAUAACAUCUAUGGGAGAAUCCCAGAGAUGUUAGGGAAUUACACAAGCUUGAGACACUUGAGUAUGUCCUACACUCGAAUAACUGGAGAUAUUCCAAGAACAAUAGGGAAACUUAUCCAUUUGGAGUAUCUUGAUUUGUCUAGAAAUGAUAUAACAGGAGAGAUGCCAUUGAACGUAAGAAACCUUACAAACUUGGAAGCUCUAUAUUUGAUCGAAACCAACAUCACAGGAUCGAUACCAGAGUCUCUUGGUAAUGUUAUUUCCUUGAAGUAUUUGGGUUUGUUUGGAAAUAAGAUUACUGGAGAAAUACCAAAAACUUUGGGGAGUCUUCAAAAUAUGCUAAUAUUAGAUUUACAAGGCAACUUUCUCACUGGGCAAAUACCAACAACGAUUGGUAGAAUUUCCAACCUACGUUAUUUGGAUAUAUCAAUGAACCACUUAACUGGAGAAAUACCAACAACGAUUGGUAGAAUUUUCAACCUACGUUAUUUGGAUGUAUCAAAGAACCACUUAACUGGAGAAAUACCAACAACUAUUGGUAGAAUUUCCAACUUGUGGUAUUUGGAUGUAUCAGAGAAUAACUUAAUUGGAGAAAUACCAAAGACUUUUGGCCGCCUAUGCAACCUAUGGAUGCUAGAUCUGUCAUUAAACAAUAUCAUCGGAGAGUUAGCAGAUCUACUUGAUGGCUUAUCUAAUUGUCCACAAGGAGCAACGUUAUCAUCCUUAAGCAUUGACGACAAUAAUAUGAGUGGAAGUAUUCCAUCCAACCUUGGACUGUUAGCUCACUUACAGGAACUGGACCUCUCCUCAAAUUCUCUACAAGGACAUUUCAGGGCUAUGUUUCAAGAUUAUACCAAUUCUAACCCAUGCCAUGAUAAUAAUCUUCAAUGUGCAAUGGCACCUAUGGGCUCUUAUAGACCAAAGGAUAAGAUCCUAAUAACUGCCAAAGGAUCAACCUAUGAAUACAUUAGAAUUCUCUCCCUCGUGACCAGCAUAGACCUAUCGCAUAAUAAUCUUUCUGGUGAAAUCCCAAACGAGCUAAUGAUGCUUCGUGAUUUGCACUUCCUGAGCUUGUCCAACAAUCACUUGACUGGUACAAUUCCUGAAAACAUUGCCGUUUUGACAGAGUUAUUUUCCCUUGACUUGUCAAUGAACAAUCUCACUGGCACAAUUCCCUCCAACUUAUCUGCUCUAAACUUUCUCAGUCACUUGAAUCUCUCUUUCAAUAACUUGUCCGGAAGAAUCCCAACCGGGAAUCAAUUUUUAACCUUCGAUGACCCUGCGAUAUACGCUGGCAACAAGGACCUUUGUGGUUGGCCACUACCCGAGUGUCCUAGUGAUGAAGCCCAGCGAGGUCCACUUCAUGCAAAAGAUGAUGAUGAUGGUAAUGGCAGCAAGCUUGAAAAAGUUCUGGAUUAUGCCUUCAUUGCUAUGGGAUUUAUAAUCGGAUUUUGGGCAUAUUGGGGCGCAAUGAUCAUGAAAAAGUCCAUCAGAAUUGCUCUCUUCCAGAUGGCGGACAGGAUUUACGACUGGAUCUAUGUUCAACUCGCAGUGAAGUUUGGAAGGUGA